Messenger RNA from Cooperia oncophora, 612 nucleotides. NCBI's taxonomy places the organism in Eukaryota, Metazoa, Nematoda, Chromadorea, Rhabditida, Trichostrongylidae. The record is from the annotation of a GenBank genome assembly.
AUGCCGAUCGCGUUUGAUCCGCCAUUUGUCGAGUUCGGCGACAAUGCUGUGGGUCACUCUGUGAAACGACGUGUGUUCAUUAGAAGCCUGCUCCAGAAGCCUAUUACACUAGAUUCUAUUGCUGGAGCUACAGUGAAUUUUCACAUAUCGUUCUUCAACACCGUUGAAAUCGCUCCUCUUGGUACUGCAUUUUUCGAGAUUGUAUUUCUUCCUCGUGAGGAAGGCCGGACAAGCGUUGCCAUUAACAUACGCACUUCCGUUGGAAUCUUCAUAUAUGAACUUUCUGGUCGCUCUUCCUCGAAUCCUUAUCGUAUUGCACCAUUCGUUGGUACUCGUUUGCCGUUCAACGGCACAAUUUCUAAAGAUAUUGUCCUUCACAAUCCAUUCACUAGUACUUUCAGAAUUACGGAGGUAGUAUCGUCUGGUGGUAAUGUGCAUGUCGAGAUGGCCUAUGAUAUAGACGGGAAAGUAGCAGGAGAACCACUUCAAUAUUGGGAUAUUCGUCCAUUUCAAACUAAAACAGUCUGUCGCGCCGUCAUUGUCGGUCACACCUUGGAGAAUACUACCGCUUUCGUUCGAUUCACAGGAUUACUUCUGGAUCAUGAUGGGUAA